This is a messenger RNA of Salarias fasciatus (jewelled blenny), 4774 nucleotides long. It is a transcript of the gene cep131, whose product is annotated as centrosomal protein 131. Gene Ontology annotation, cellular component: centriolar satellite. The coding region runs from base 246 to 3821 and encodes 1191 amino acids. Lineage: Eukaryota; Metazoa; Chordata; Actinopteri; Blenniiformes; Blenniidae. Gene Ontology annotation, biological process: cilium assembly; regulation of centrosome duplication; intraciliary transport involved in cilium assembly. The transcript has 30 exons. The record is from RefSeq and is a predicted model, not a curated record.
AGUAAUCACAGCUGGAAUCAGCACUGAAACAUCUGCAUCAACUGCAUUUCUCUAUUGUGAAGACUGGCUUCCACCAGGAAGGAACAUCCAGGCUGCGCUCAGCAGGACCUGAAGCUCAGGGCGGACCUUCUCCCCCAGACCGCCGCCACAGUCGGCUGUAUCACAGACACACCUCUGCAGUACGACUGGAAGUAACCCCGAUUCAAGACACAGCAGCAGAACCAUCGGUGGAUUGUUUCCAGAAGAUGCAGAGGACAGGUGUCCUGGCGUCCGUCCCUUCAGGAGUCCCGGGAGACGCCCUGCACCUCAGCCUGUCCGGAACCCGGCUCUCCAUGUCCAGGAGGCCCGACAGCGCGUCUCCUGGGAAGAGCUUCUCCCGCUCCGGGUCCGGAGGCAGCCGGGCGCCGCGCCCCACGCCGACUGAUGUGGGCUUAGGUAGCUGCCGCUCCAUCAAGAACCUGCGGCGCUGCAACAGCACCACCCAGGUCAACCAGCAACCCACCCUCAGCACAAGGCCGGCCUGGGAGCGGGACCAGGACUACUUGUCCCUGUUUGACAGCAGCUCAGAUGGACGCAGGAAGCUGGCGAGCCUCGGCAGGACGUCGGGGGACGGAAGCACGUGGAACGUUCUGGACGAUCAGCCCAGAGCCUUGGCUCCGCCCUCCUCCACCUGCAGCUCUGCCGGUGUGGUGGAGGCUCCCAGCAGCAGCAGGACAGAGGCUGGCUGCAAUCUGACUGACAGCUACACCGCCAACAACAGGAGCAGUAAGGGCGGCGUGGGGAACUCCGUCACCACCAUCUUCCAGAACAACCACUCCGACAAGCCGCUGACGCCCAAGAGCUCCAACCAGAAGCCGUCCUUCAACAACCUCCUGAAGGCCACGGCCGCCGACGGCCUUCCACCGGACACCGGCUCCCUCACCAAGUCCCAGAAGAACUUCUCCGCGUGGUCUGGCAGCAGCGGCUCCGCCCGGGCCCCGGCCCCGGCCCGGAGGUCAGAGGUCACCGAGGAGGAGGCCGAGAGGUUCAUUCAGCAGGUCAACCGGGCGGCCGUCACCAUUCAGCGCUGGUACCGGCGCCGCGCUGGCCGGGCGACGCUCAGACGCUUCCUGGACCGUACAAGAAAGGAGUUGGAGGAGAGAACGGUGGAGGACGGCCGGCCAGAAGAGCCGCACAAGAAAGACCGAGACAGGAAGCGGAUCCGGGAGGAGAAGGCUCGCCUGGCCCGCCUGGCCGCCGUCCAGGAGCUGCAGCAGCAGAGAGCACAGCGAGCUGCACAGCACAGCGGUGUGGGGAGCCGGACCAAGCCCCCCAGGACGUCCCCCACCACCCAGGGUCCGGCUCCACCCAGCAACAGCGGCCCCAGGACGUCCCCCAUCGACUUCAGAACCAGGAGGACAGACUCCAAUGUGAGCGCUGAGCGGAGCUUCAGGGCCGUCUCCCCUGCUCAGCGUUCUCAGGAGCAGGAGGGCGGAGCAGAGGAGGAGGAGGAUCCUGGGCAGCAGCUGCAGCGUCUGGACAGCCACAGGGAAGCAAUUCGGAAGGAGAGCGCUCACGUCAACACGGCUGAAGAGCUGCAGGGAGCUGUCGAGGCAAAGCGGGAAAACCCGCCACCGGCUACAGGCGUCACACCAAACAAGGCCAUCAAGAUCAUCCCGGGCAGUAAGAAUGCAGCUUCAGCCAGCAACAAGCGCUGCGUGUCUCCCUGCGAUAUGAAAACCAGGAACUCAGACUCAAACCUAGACAUCAUUCCUGACGUGGCCGAGCUCAGCUUCAGAGGUGUUUACCCUGAAGCGUCCAAUCGGAGAGGCUCCCAGUGCUCAAAGAGGUCGGUGAGUGUUGAGGAGCAGAGGCGGGGAGCCUCGUCCAAAACCGUCCUCAACGAGCUGCUGGACACCCUGAAGCUGUUGGAGGAGGAGCCGGAACAGCUGGCCGAGUCCCAGAGCCGCCGCAAGGACAAAUACGCCUGGAUCGAUGAGGACGUGGACUCCAGCUCCCUGACCACCGACAACCUGGAGCGCCACGGCCAGCUCAGCCGCCACCCUGCGCCGCCAGGAGGGGGCGCCCUGCUGUCCGAGGCCAAGCUCCAGAGCAUCAUGAGUUUCCUGGACGAGAUGGAGGAGUCCGAGCAGGAGAGGCCCGGCUCCGCCUCGGGGUCGCACAGAGAGGCUGCGCUGUCGGAGGAGGAAGUGACCGGCGUGGAACAGGCGUCAGCCGCCGGCUCCAUGAUGAGGGUCAAGCUGGAGCUGGAGGAGAAGAAGCGCACCGUCGACCUGCUGCAGGCCGCUCUGGCCCAGCAGAGGGAGCUGACGGUCCGACACGUGAAGGAGGCCGAGAGGGAGCUGAGCCGAGGCUUCCAGCUCCAGAAGGACCAGUAUGAGGCCACCAUCCAGAGACACCUCACCUUCAUCGAUCAGCUGAUCGGCGAUAAGAAGGCUCUGAGCGAGCGCUGCGAGGGCGUGCUGGGGGAGCUGAAGCAGGUCGACCACAAGUACAUGAAAAAGAUGGCUCAGAUGCAGGAGCAGCAUGAGAUGGUGUGGCAAAUUCUCAGUCCCUUGUGUGAGGAGAUCAAGAAGCUGAAAGACCUCAUGAGCGCCACAGAGAAGAUCCGCAGGGAGAAAUGGAUUGACGAGAAAACCAAGAAGAUAAAGGCGAUCACGGUCAAAGGUCUGGAGCCGGAGAUCCAGAAGCUGAUCUCGAAGCACAAGCAGGAGCUGAAGAAGCUGCAGACGCUCCACGAGGCGGAGCUGCUGCAGGCGGACGAACGGGCCGCCCGGCGCUACGUCCGCCAGGCCGAGGAGCUCCGUCAGCAGCUGGAGAGGGAGAAGCAGCAGCAGUGCCAGAGGGACAGGGAGCUGGCCAAGCAGAGGUAUGAGAAGGAGCUGCAAGAGGAGGAGUUGUCCCUGCAGCAGCAGAGGAGGCGUCUCUACAAGGACGUGUCCCAAGAGAAGGACAGACUGGCUCAGCUGGCUUCAAGGCAGCGAGCCGAGCUGGACGAGCUGCGGAGGCAGCUGGAGGAGAACUCCGCCGUGGCCGGACGAGCUCUGAGGGACGAGCUGGACCGCAGCCGAGAGGAGCAGGACCGGAGACACCAGGUGGAAAUGAAGGCGUUACAGGAGCGUCUGGAACUUGAGAAGCAGACGUGGGAGGAGAACUCCAGGAAGAAAGAGGAAGCCUGGCUGUUGAGCCGCGAGCGCGAGCUGAGGGACCAGCUGCGGCGAGAACGCGACAAAGAGAUCGAGCUCGCCAUCUGGACGCUGGAGGAGGAGACCAGCAAGGACAAGGAGGAGUGCGAGAGGGCUGCAGACAGCAGGCUGAAGCGGCUGAGGGAGAAGUACGAGGCGGAGCUGAGGGAGCUGGAGCGCUCGGAGAGGACGGCCGUGGAGAAACACCAGCAGCUCAGGAAGCAGCAGAUGGAGACGGAGGCAGAGCUGAUCAGACUCCAGGCCACACUGCGACUGACGGAGCAGCAGGUGGAGGACGUCACGCAGGCCAGGGACAAGCUGGCGGACGAGCGCCGCGGUCUGGCCCAGGUGAUCCGGCAGGAGUUCGCAGACCGGCUGGUGACGACGGAGGAGGAGAACCGGCGGCUGAAGGUGGAGGUGUCGGAGGUGCGGGCCAGGCUGCGGCUGGAGGCGGAGCGACUGACCCAGGAGAAGGAGGAGGAGCUGGCUGAAGUCCACCAAAGAGUCAAGUCUGCCAUCCUGAAGAAGGAGGAGAUCGUAUGUGCCCUGCGGAAACAGCACCAGGCUGCUGUAAAGAGGGCGGACCACCUGGAGGCCUUGUGGGAGCAGCAGAGGAAGCAGCUGCUGGAGAAGUGACCAUGCAGACCCCCACCACCCCGUCACCCACCUGAGGAGUGUUUUAUUUCCUCCUCCAGAAGUCCGAACCUUGGAGCUUCAGAGGGAAGAACCAGUGAGAAAGUUGAGGUGAACCAGUGAUGGAGUCUUGUCCUACAUCAUUCAAAAUGUUUUUGGAGUCCGGGACUUUAUGUCCGUCUCACACCGGUUCUUUGAUUCGACUUUGUGUGAAAAAUGCCAAUGACUGAUUAUUGCUGUUUAUUAAGUAUAGCCAGAUGUUCAGCACUGGACCUGAUGUAAAAAACCCCCCAGGACAGUCCCCUGAGUGUCCUCUCCCCAGAAGGGUCCUGAACCCUUCAUCAAGCGGACCUUUAAUUGCAUGUGGUUCGGGCGGGGAACCUACAGAAAGGCUGGACUUCUCACACAGUUUGGAUGGGUUGAAUGGACUCCAUAUCAUUUUCAAGCUGAUGUUAUUUUGAAGGAUGCCUGAGAGACUGGAAUGUGUUGGUCUGUGCAGAGCAUGUUGGUAUGUUUACAUUUUAGCAGAACAUCUCAGAACUCGGGACUUGAGUCUCAGUAGCUGUUCCUUCACUUCACCAUGGAACCACCAGCCCCCCCGACAUGAAGGAACACGCAGCAGGAAUGCUUCAACAUCAAGACCAGGUUGCUCCACGUGUCCUGUUUCAGUUGUUGGGACUGAGUGUACCCCCCCUCCACCCCCCCGCUGCAGGCGUCAGCAGCAGGAAUGUUCACCCACAGAGCCCAGUCAAACACUUCCAGAUGUUUGAGUCGACUGAGACAAGACUGUCUCUGCCUGUGUCCAGUCCUGAGCUGCCUGAAGGCUGAUGCUCCCCCCACCACCACCCUCCCCCCACCCUACACCCAGCCUACCCCCACCCUACCCCACAUCCUACCCCCACUCCACCCCCACCCUACCACCAUCCUACCCCCACUCCACCCCCACCCUACCACCA